CGCGCGUGACGGGGCACCAGGUAAGAGCUUCGCGCCAGUCAUCAGCGAACCUCCUCUAGGGAGCCAGACAACCCCACCCUCAGAGUGCCACUUUCAACGAAGCUAUCGAGAUACUGCGUGGCUACACCAUCCCGCUCUUGACGUACCGUACGACGAAAGGCAUUUUGCCGCCGAAGGCUUCGACGCUAAGCCCCAGCGUUGGAAUGGAAAAAGCUGAAACUCUGUGAAUAAACAUUUGAGUGAAUAGAGAAUAAACAUCACUAGAAACAUCUUUGUCGAGUAAUUGCAGUGAUUGAUUUUUCUAUUUCUGUAAAGAUUAAAAUCAAGUGUUCAUGGGAGAUGAUCGAGUGGAGGUGAAUUUCUGAAAAAUAUGUGGAUUUAAGAAAAGAGACGAACCGGCGUUGAAAUCUCCCGUGCAGAUCAGUGCUGACCAUAUUGUGUGCCGUACAAGAAAUUAAGUCGUACAUGUGGUCUUCAUUGGUACGACAUAAACAUGAAGGAAUACCAAGAGGUGUGGUUGGAUCUGGAGUCGGUGCUAUUGGGAGAGGACCAUGGAGACAUGCAUCUCUAUCAAACGCAGCAGCAGGUUCCCCAGGAAACGAAUAACCAUGCCCAUGGUGAUGACCUCCACAAUCACUCUACCCACCCUCCUGAGGCUCAUAACCACCCACCAGACCAAAAUGGAACUCUCUCUUCUCUGCAUCUGAAUGCUCAUUCCCCUACAAUUCAUCAUGCAGCCACUCACAACCAGCAUCAAACGCAGCAUCCUCCUGCAAGUCACCACCUUUCACUUGAUCCAAUCAACAACUCAUCCAACCACUCCCCUUCACAAAACACAAUUCAUUCACCAAGCCAGGUCACAAUACCUUCACCAGCUCCAGGAAUGAUGCCCGAGAAUAUCCACUCUUCCAGUCAUUCUACUACCCAAGGAGCACCCCAUCCGCCAGUAUAUACGUCUCAUGUUUCAGCACCUACGACCUCAACAAUAGUCGAACUAGGAGGCAUGAGAUCGUUUCCACCACUGACUGGAAUGGCAGAACAUCACCAACCAAUUCCACAGGCAAACACAGUCGCUCCCCUACCCUCCCUCCAUCACUCUCAACACCCUUUAGCCAGUGCAUCAACACUUACUAGGGGCAGCACCCCUGGAAUUCCUCCCAUGUGCGACUUGGUCGAAGGAUCUAUGAUGUCCCCGUUAGCGGCCCACACUGCCCUCCCUCCAACGCCUCCACAUCAGGAUCCAAAAUAUGACUACACGAACAGCCAUGCUGGAUAUGAAAAUUCCAACGCAUGCCGAAUCAAGAAUGAGUAUGGUGAUUUUAAUCAAAACCUAAAUCUUCGGACUGGCGUGAAGCGAACAUACCCAGACGGAUCAUCCUCUCAGGCGAAGUACCCCUGCGUUGCAAACUCCUAUCGUCGUGAAGAAGUAUCUUAUCAAGCACCUGUUCCACCUCCCCUCCAAUAUAUGGGAACACCAGGAACUUUGCAACCGCAGCAAACACAGCAACUUCAACAACAGCCACAGCAAAUGCAGCAGCACCCGGGGGGCACUCCACAAUACGUACUGCCUCCAACCCCUCCACAGUACCCAGCGGGGCCUCACACGCUCCAGCACCAUCCGACUCACCAUACUGAUUAUUCUACCACAGCUACAGCCUGGACCCCUACACCCACUCCUUACGGUGGUUAUGCUCAGUACCUAGACUUUAACUCGUGUCCCCCAAACCCACUGAAUAACAGCGUUCUUCCUCCUCCCGAAGUCCCUCCUCCACCGACCAAACCCAGGAGGAGACGUGCCCGGAGGAAGGUUAUUAUUCAUAAAUGCCCCUACGAGGGCUGCAUAAAGACUUACAUCAAAUCGUCACACCUGAAAGCACACUUAAGGACCCACACAGGGGAGAAGCCUUAUACAUGCAAGUGGAAAGGAUGCGGCUGGAGAUUUGCAAGGUCAGACGAACUGACACGCCACUACCGGAAACACACUGGUGACCGGCCUUUCCAGUGUCGACUCUGUGAGAGGGCAUUUUCCAGAUCGGACCAUCUAAGCCUUCACAUGAAGAGACAUAUAGCACUUUAAAUCUCUAUGUUCUUUGCUUUACAUUUAGACAAAUGGAAAAGUGUGUAGCGAAUUUUAUUCCAGGCAACGGAACAUUUGGAGCUCAUCCAGAAUCCAGGAUAUAAAGUUAUGGAGCAAAUAUUUCUGUCACAUUGCCCUGUGAAGGUUUGUUGAGAGUAAACUCAUCAACGGGACACUGACUGAGAAAAAUCGGAGUAAGGCCUAAGAAUAGGACCAUUUUAAAUUCAGUCUAACUGGAUAUGCACAGAUCGAUAAACACGGUCAAAUACCUACAAAACUACAUCCAAUCAAUUGAAACUGAUUUAUUUAUUCUACUGAUAAAGUUACAUUGAAAGAUUUCCAAAGAAUUUUUAUAGUGAAAACAAAGUUCUCUUGCUUGACAACUUUCCUACUCCACUGUUCAAUAUAUUGAAACCAGCAGGCUUCUUUACGCGCUGAAGGGAACAGAUUGCGUAUAUACAUAGACAUAUCCCAUUAUGUGUAAACGUUACUAAGUUAUAAAAAAUAGUAAUAUUUCACUUCUCAGAUGCGUAACUGAUAUAAACAGUUUAUUGAGCAUUGAAAAAUUCCUCUUUCCUAAACAUUUAAUCAUUUAUUAUAAAUAAUAAGUUAAAGGGAGAACUUACUGUUUCACGAGAUCUUGUGUCAUUACGAUUUUCAUCAAGAGGUUAACAAACACAUUCCAACUUGCACACAAACAAUGUAUGUCUAUAAAAAAAACCUUUACCGAUAACAAUACCAGAACAAAUGUAUUAACAGUACUUUUUUCCUAAAGGGGUUACAUACCUUGUAAGACUUUGAUAUGAUUUUUCUAAAUGCGAUAUUUACUCAUUAUGCAAGUUAUAUUUUGAUCAACUUGUUUUCACUGAAUAUUUGAUGAUAAUAAACUUACAUACAUAACAAAUAUACAGCAAAAUAUGACAGGAUAUAUAAAAAGCAAAAUCGUAAGUACAGAUUCCUAAAUAACAAUAAAUGUCUUAAAAGGAAGAAGAAAUCAUUCUGGAAAAGAAACCUUUCGUUACGCCCAUAAUUCUUUAAUAGUAAGUUGCAAUGUAUGAUCGGCCAAUGAUUGAACUGAUAUAGACAUGCAUGUAAAAGCUUCCAACACAAAACCCGAGGCACACAAUUACAACACUGUUUUCGACCUAAGGCACAUCUCUAUCGGUAACCGUUUUACUUCUUUCUUCGCUUACGAAGUAUUUUGGUUGCGGUCUUGAAUGGUUACUUGGAGUUCUUAUCUUGUAGUGAGUCUCAUUUGUUAGUAACUCACUUGUUACUCCCAAUAUAGAGACUAGUAGUUGGGACCUCAACAUACAAUUUACAAAAUUAAAGGAACACAUGUACCUACAGCCGACACUUGUGGACGCACUAACAUUCUCUAACAAAGUUAACCCUUGGUGUUUGAAGAUGACACAAAGAUGAUAAGUACUGAUAGGUAAUGCUAAAAAACUUUUAAUUUGGACUUCAGCUAGAUAUAGAUAUAUCCAAGUGUCAGCGUUAUCCACAUCAUUUUUACUCGCCACUUCCGGGCGCCCAAAAGGAAAAGCUAUGUCUAUGUAAACAAUAGAAGUGAAGAGACAUUCAUUAACAACACACAAAGGCAAAUGAGAGCCUGGGAAAAAAAAAGAUAUGCACACAGUCUUUCAAAACUUCUCGUUCUAUUAAAGUAACAAACCUAAGAGCAUUCCCCCCCAAAAAAUAUGAACACUAGGAUGACGUUAGCACCUAAAUUUUGUAAUAACUUGUUAAAACUGUAAUGCUAUUUCCAUUUCUUAUGUCAGAGUGGGCUUAGCAUUUCCACAAUAUAUAGUUUCUAAUUUUUCUUCAAAAUUACGCAUUCAAAUACUUUCGAUUCUCGAACGAAUUAAAGACAGUUAAAUAUAAGCCAAAAAUGCUCAUAUAAACUAUCAGUAACAUCAACUUACAGAUGCAAACAAAGUUGAGAUGAAGAGAUACUGAAGACCCUAAGUAUUCCUGCAGUCAAAGAGCCGACAUGCUCUGAAUUCCCUCACUUAAAACCCUUUGUUGGCACAGAUUACUCGACAGUCCCAGUUCUGGGCAAGAUUUAAACGUCGGAUGUUUUGGACAGAUAAUGUUCUGAACAGUCUGGUAGUGAUUUUGAAAAAAAACCCCAGCGAACAGCUUAAAACCUUGUACUGAAAAUCUGGUUGAUACUGUCAUCACUUGUGCUGACUCAAAACCUCAUUUCAUGGAUCCGGAAAACAUCGCUUAAUAUAAAAGCAUUUCUGCUUACGUGACUUUGUACAAUUGCUUCCUUUUGGUUUUGGAAGAAGUGAAAACCCGAGUGAAUACAACGGGUCAUGGAAUGAUCUUCCCAAGAGAAGACAACUUGUGAUUGUUCUCUUUGUAAAUAUUUCUGUUGCACCGCAUUUCGUCAGAGGGCUGAUAACUGUAGAUUGAUACCCUGCUCCCCUUUUCUUGUAAAUAUCUUCAAAAACAUGAUGACCAAGUUUUAUUCACAGUUUGUUUGUAAAUAGUUAUUUUUGCGAGUUAUUUUUCCUACGAAUGAUCUGAAAGACGUUGUUGCUGUAACAUGCCGGCUGCGUUCUUCACCUACUUCAUUUUGCAGUUUUGGAGUCGACUCAUGGAACUGGCUUCAUACUGAUUAAAUACAUUUGUGAUAAAGGAGUAAUUAUGACCCAAAGCAAAACAUUCAAAGACGAAGACCAUAUUUUUCCUGGGCAUAUUUCAUCUUACAGAUUUUUUUUAUAAGACACAAAAAUGGAAUGUAAACACAAGGUAAACACCCCUACAGAGCCUUAGGAAGCCGUGUCAGCAACACUGAAUCUAGUCAGGCUGUGACGUUAACAAAGAAUCUCCCAUCUGUAUAUUUUGUAAAAACAUUUUUUUAAGAUAAUAAAGAUUU
Macrobrachium nipponense is the source of this 4964-nucleotide messenger RNA. RefSeq names its product Krueppel-like factor 5. Gene Ontology annotation, biological process: regulation of transcription by RNA polymerase II. The transcript has 2 exons. The record is from RefSeq and is a predicted model, not a curated record. Bases 494 to 2077 code for a protein of 527 amino acids. Lineage: Eukaryota; Metazoa; Arthropoda; Malacostraca; Decapoda; Palaemonidae. Gene Ontology annotation, molecular function: DNA-binding transcription factor activity, RNA polymerase II-specific; RNA polymerase II cis-regulatory region sequence-specific DNA binding.